CGGGAACGAGGCGAAACAGAUGGAUACACAGGGUGAGUGAGUGAAGAUGUUUCACCAGGAAUGGCCGCUGUUCUCUGCGACAUAGCUACCACUUCACGGAACUGUGGCUCCUACAGAAUGUAGGAGAAGGCGGCGAGCUAUCUUUCUAUCUGCUGGUAUCGACGAAACGCUUCGAUUGUUCGCUUACGUUCGCCAAAUGAUGGGUAAAUAGGGCUUAGAGCUCGGACGAUCUCCCGCAAGGGUGUGCAAUCCAUUGAUCUUUUGUUGUGUUGGUGGGAGUCGAACCCGCGACUUCCAGUCCAGUGGAUGGGAGAGGGGGAUCUGAGAAGCUUGCAGUCAUUUCUCUGUUCAGGCGGGCUGGAUGGAGCGGGAGGGCAAGGUGCAGUUUCUGCGGCAUCACCAGGGCAGUGUGCGAGGGGUAGCCUUCUGUCCCAGGGAUCGGUACCUGUUCUGCUCUGGUGCGUACGAUGGGAAAGUCAACCUGUACUCGGCGCAGAAGGGGGACCUCCUCCAUACAUACAAUAUCACAACCUUGAGUCUCGCCAGGAAUAUCAAUGCUGUCAGGUUUACCAGUGAUGGCUGCAGGAUCUUGGCGACCACGACAGCGAGGAGGCUGGCUAUCAUCGACGUGGAGAGCGGGGAGCAGCUGGGCUCGUACGACAGCUGUGCCUUUAAUGGUCGUGAUCGUACAGGACUGGCUGCAGACCCCACCAAUCCCAGCAUAGCUCUGUGCUGUACAGUGAAUGGCAAGGGUGUGACGGUGUUUGACCUGAGAAUGCCACUCCCACUGGACUUCAUCAAUGAUCUCCAUGGCAACAUCAUCCGGGACCUGACCUUCCUCCAUGACAGCUGGCCGUGGUGCAAGGGGCAGUCUGCCUUCCUGUCUGUGUCUGUGGACGGCACUGCUAAAGUGACAACAUUAGAUGGUAAAACCCUGCAGACUGUAGACUGUGGGUCCUGUCUGCACAGUGCUGCACCCACGCCUGAGAUAUACGGGUCCAUGGCUGACGACGGCUUCUACAGCCUGAUCAUGCUGGGAGGAGACUCCAUCUCUGCCUAUGUCCCGGAGGUGGGCAUUCAGGAACUGCUGCAGGAGCAUGGGGAGGCUCCCGUCUGGAAAAUCAGGUAUACAUCCAAUGGCAGUAUGUUGUAUUCUGUCUGUGACAAUGGGAUGGUGCGGAGGUAUCGCAGGUAUCCGGACCAUCACGAGUAUCUAGGCGAGGUCUUCAGGCACAAGAGUGACAUAGAAGACAUGGACAUAUCAGCUUAUGAUGAAUAUCUAGUCACAGCUUCCAAAGAUCGCACGGUGGGCUUGCUGAAGCUUGGAGCUCCCAAUCACGGUGUGACAGAGUAUGCAGAACUGACGUAGUGAUGGUGCAGUCAGAGCUCCCUUCUCAACUUACUCUUGUACAAAACCCCACCACCACUUAAUGAUGACAGCUAGUGGUUCUUUAGAAAAUGCUGGCCCAAGAACAGUCUCUUUUGAGCAUCCAUUGAAGAUUUGAGAAUUUACCAGGAUACCAGUCAGCUUUUUUACCAUCAUUGAAGUCAGCCGAGACUUGAAAUUGAAUACCAGAAGUGACAUCUAGUAUGAAAUUUAGAGGGGUAGUGUCUCAAUUGGUCAGCAGUAUUUAGUAUAGGCAGUCCCUUGAUUGGAUAAAGUGUAAGACUUGAUUGAAGCAGUGUGGAAGCUUUUUAUGACACUCCAAACUCAGAGGGUGUGAAAUGGGUGGGUCAGUGUAAAUGUAAAUGGAACCGGUUUUUACUAGUGAUUCCAGUAGAUGCAGCUAUAGGGUGAGGUCAGAGUGAUCAGAAGUUGAAAAUAGAAACUGGUGGUACAGAAGUACAACUUGAUUAUAUUGUUCUAGUGCAACCUGAAAGUAUUGGUACUACACACUGGCUGAAGGAUGGGCCUCGAACUCAAAAGGAUUCCUACCGACAAACCUAGAAGUGUGCAAUUCCGUCUGUUGUCAUAGGUACGACUGAGAAGCCAUCCACUUUUAGCCAUGGACAUUGGUGCCAUUCUAGUCGUAUUUUACUCAUAAGUUAGAACGUUUUUGUCUACUAUUGAUUGUAAACAGAUGGAUCGUGAGAGAGUUAGCAGUAUUUAUUGAAUCAGAUUCAGAGGAGUUCGUGUUCAAACUGCUAUUACGGUCUAUAUAUUAUAGUAUAACCUUCUUGCAAAAUGCUGUGUACAUAGAUCUGCUGUUUUUAUGCUCUAUAUAGAAAGCAAUGUCAAUCAUUGUUCCUGAUCAUGUAUCAUUGAAAGAAUCAUUCAGAAUUUCACAUCUAGAGGAAAAGAGUCUGUACAGAGUUUUGAAAAUCUCCAGCAGUGCUAAUAUUACAUAUAGGGUCUUCAAUCCCUUACUAUUCAGUCAUUGUAUUGUAACCCUUUCAUGAAGAACUAAUUCUCACAGUUGAUGAGAACUGUACAUUUAUGACAGUGAGGGUUGUUCCCAUAGCAAUUACAUAUAUGACAGUGCAGACAAUGUUAUAGCAUUACCAUAUGAUUCACUUAUCACAUGUAACAACCUUCUUAGCACUAGCAGUCAUUUCUUUCAACAACUUGAUUUUAUGUUCACAUUGAUAUUUCGUACACUCAACUGACGUUCUCAAGUUAGAGGUUGAAAAUAUGAAGAACAGAAUCUUUUAAUCACUUUAACGUUACUACCAUUUAUCAUGCUGGUUUCAUCUUGUCAAAAGUAAUUGAUAAACCUGUGUAAAAAAAUGAAACAUGCAUAAUUCUGCUCUUGUAUUUUAGAUCAAGUACAACAUUAAACCAUGUUUUGAAGGCACAUUCA
Branchiostoma floridae (Florida lancelet) is the source of this 2801-nucleotide messenger RNA. RefSeq lists its product as uncharacterized. Gene Ontology annotation, molecular function: protein binding. The transcript is spliced from 11 exons. The record is from RefSeq and is a predicted model, not a curated record. Bases 362 to 1369 code for a protein of 335 amino acids. NCBI's taxonomy places the organism in Eukaryota, Metazoa, Chordata, Leptocardii, Amphioxiformes, Branchiostomatidae.